Mesocestoides corti is the source of this 792-nucleotide messenger RNA. The record is from the annotation of a GenBank genome assembly. Lineage: Eukaryota; Metazoa; Platyhelminthes; Cestoda; Cyclophyllidea; Mesocestoididae.
AUGUCAUCGAGCAUAGCUAACCAUAAUCCCCAUGAAGACCGUCGACGCUCCGUUCUGCCGACCACAGUCCCAGCUGCCACGCUCCUGCGUCCGUGUGCUGGCGGUGAGACCGACUCUGGCAGCCUCGACGAGUCUGCGGGCACUUCCUUGCUUCGAAGAGCCAGUUCUGCAGCCCAGAGCUUCCGGCGCGUGUCCAGAGCCUUUUGCGACGAGGGUCCCACCAAGGGCUUCCUCCGCGCUGCCAUGGGCGACCCCAAUCGCCCGAAGUACAUGCAACUGGCCAUCGAGAACGACGAAUUGCACGUCGAGUGGAAACGCCUGCGCGGCUACGUGCAGAGCUUCGAGGAGGAGUACAAGGCCUCCAAGGAGGCCAUUAUCGAUCCAUAUCGACGGUACAAACGCCUUCAGGCGAUGGUGAAGAAGCUGAUCCUUCAUCUCAGGCUCAACGAUCCGGUGCCGUUGGCGCAGAUGCCGUCCGCGGGGAAAUCUGGUGAGCGCAAAAGUGGCCCCGUGUUCGCCGGCGGGCAGGUGCUUCAGAGCAGUGUGCGAGAACGCGAGAUGCGUCAAAAACACACCAACAUCUGCGACUCUCUCACGACCGAGCAACUGGCUAGAGAGACGGAACGUAUGCGCGAUCGAAACACCGAGUUGCAAGGCCGCAUCGACCUCGUUGUGGACGGUAUCAACGCACUAGAGAUCGCCUACAAGACGUGCAAGGAGGCUCCCAUCGUCUUGCGGUAUCUUCGUCUCAAAUCAGCUGCCAAAACCUUCCUCUCAAGCUGUAAUUUUUGA